[Torrubiella] hemipterigena is the source of this 1284-nucleotide messenger RNA. The record is from the annotation of a GenBank genome assembly. NCBI's taxonomy places the organism in Eukaryota, Fungi, Ascomycota, Sordariomycetes, Hypocreales, Clavicipitaceae.
AUGGCAAGCCCGCAGCCAAUUACGUCUAGCUCUGCCAUGCCAGGCGCGCAGCAGACGUCGGCCCCCUCACAAACAGCAUCUUCCUUCUUUACAGAGAUCAAAAGUGUCAAGCCUCCUCCUCUCACAACGCAGCUCACAAUGGCCGAGUCCUGUUCAUUGCGCUUCGUUCGGCUUAAUGUUACGACCUCGACAAUGACACAGCUUGGUCCCGACAUCUUUUACAGUAGAGGCAACGGGUACUAUUCCACACACACACAAACCCACACAUGGACGGAAUUUAUUUCCGACACUGCGGCGCCGUUCUUCUCAUCAUGCCAGGCAUCCGGAUGGGACAUAGACAAGAUGACAUUUAGCCCGGGCCUCUGUCCUAGUGGCUGGACAUAUCAUUACAUGAGUGCUUACACGGAUUACUAUAAGCCUGAGCCACCCACAUCUACGGCCAUAUGUUGUGCUCCAUCGUUCGAUCCAACGCAGAUGUCUCCAUAUACCGCUUCAACUUGCGUCAGUUUUAGUAGCGACUACUAUGAGGGCCACUCCAGCCUCUUCUACCACACACCAUAUGUUGUUCAGUGGCAGCAAACAGACCUGUCCAAGAUGGCUAUAUCUCUACCCGACCUGGAUCAUAAUCGCCAUGUUACAACCUGGGUACCAGGCCGCACACUGGAGGCCUGGGAAGGAUACCUAGAUCGCCCAGAUAUUGGCGAAAUGUCAGUUAGCCUGAUACUCCUGAUCCUCCUUCCCAUUCUCGGUUUCUUUAUUAUUCUGGGUAUCAUAAUCUGGUGUGCGCUGCACUCGCGCAAGAAGCGCAAGCUGGAAAAUGCAAAACACGAACUCGCAGAAUUGUCGCCUGUUACAGAUGCCGCGAGCCAGCAAUCCUUGGAAGCUGGAUCAGAGUCGCGCGCCAGUGACGCGCAAGCGGCGCCAGUAGCAGAGACUAGCAGUACGGCUUCAGCUACUGCUGCUGCUUCUGCGUCUGCUACCGCUGCUUCUACUACUGCUGCUUCUACUACUGCUGCUUCUACUACUGCUGCUCCUGAUGUCCCUGUCCCCUUGGCAGCUGGACCAGAGUCUCGUGCCAGCGACGCACAAGCAGCGCCAGCAGAAGGGACUAACGGUGCGGCUUCAGCUACUGCUGCCGAUGACCCUACCGAUGCCUCUACCUCUACUACUACUGCCGCUCCUGAUGUCGCUGUCCCUACUACGGUUGCUGCUGCUGAUGCUGCGAGUACCCCUACAGCAGAGCCGCAUCCGCCACCAACUACCUCAACUCCGACUCCAAUCUGA